AUGCGCUUCAGCCUGUUCACCCUCUUCUCCUACGUCGCCAGUGUCCUAGCUGGGCGGUACAUCGUCUUCUUGGCUCCUGCAACCAAUAUUGACCAGUUCGUCGACAAGCUCCGUCUACUCGACAGCGAUCUCAAGGUCAUCACCAAGUGGGACAACCCUGCGCCUGGUCUUUAUGGUGUCGUUGUCGACACCAACGUGUGGAAUGUCUGGUCCCUGCGCAAGUUCCGCGAGGUCAGACUUGUCGAGGAGGAUCGGAUUGUCACGCUUACCCCUUUGCCGACUGCGGGCUUGCCGGCGGAGCCCCAAGACACCCCCUUCCCUCUGCCUGGCUGGAGCUGA
Colletotrichum godetiae is the source of this 339-nucleotide messenger RNA. RefSeq lists its product as uncharacterized. The record is from RefSeq and is a predicted model, not a curated record. Bases 1 to 339 code for a protein of 112 amino acids. Lineage: Eukaryota; Fungi; Ascomycota; Sordariomycetes; Glomerellales; Glomerellaceae. The transcript is spliced from 2 exons.